GAGCCGUUACAUUUCAAAAGCGGUUCCCGUUGGAGAGAGUACUCUGCAAGUUUGUGGCCUUUGACCUAUACGGCUGACCGUGAGCUUCGUAGGUAGCAGGAUGAGGGUUUCUGUAAUGUGGAAGAGAACGAGAUUGAGCUCAAGAUGUAAGCUUCGCUGGUUCUUCUCUUCAGCUCGACCUACUCGUAUCGAAGACGAGGGUGAUUGGUUUUAUGCUUCCGAAUGGUGGGGGACAGACUCAGAUGGACAUACCGUCCUUCGGUCCAAUUCCGACAGAGGAAAUGGUGUCGUGUCUGUUGUUGCGUAUCCUUCUUCCAGACCGGGUGCAGUUUACUGGCCAGAGACUGAACAAUGGCUUCGGCAAAGGUAUGCGCAGGUACACCCAGAGCAUGAAAACAAUGGACAGUUUACAAUUCUCGGUUAUCAAUGGCGUGUUCUUCGCUUUAAUGACACCACUCGCCAAAGCACUGUUAAAAUAAUGGCUGCAUGCAGGAAAUCAGACCCUGCCUCUGUCUACUUAAUGCCACAGGCACAUUGUUUGGCUGUUCCAUAUUUGAAAAGUAUGGUUUCAGUUGGGUUGGCUACCUUAGCAUCUUGCAAUUAUAAUCUGAUGAGUGCUAUCAAUGGAAAGAAAUCUAUGCGCAUCCUGUGUGUAGGUCAUGGUGGAGGAAGUCUACCUUUAUUUUUGGCUAGUAAAAUUCUAGGGGCAGUUGUAGACAUCGUCGAAAUUGAUCCUCUUGUUAUCUCAACCUCAAUACAGGCAAUGGGUUUCCCAGCUUUUGCAAGGAUGAAACCAUCAGGUGAACGUGCACUUCCAAAACCAACAUUCACUGAUCAGGUGCUCUGGAAAGGAGUCCAUGAGAGGCUCUUCCUCUAUGAAUCAGAUGCAGAGAAGUUCAUUGUUAACAACUCCAAUCUUUAUGACCUUGCCUUUAUUGAUGCUUAUGAUGGUGAUGACACCUUUCCCCAUAAGCUUUGGGACCCACAUUCCCUGUUUCUUGAAGCCCUUAAGAGCCGGCUCCAUCCUGAGCAUGGCACCGUUGUGGUGAACCUCCAUGCAGAUUCUGACAUCAUGAACCCAGACGGUAGUAGUCCUUUAUUUGAGCAGCUUUUUCCAAUGGGGAAGUAUGUUUCGCAAGUCUGCCGGGCAUACAAGGAUGUGUUGACGGAUAAGGGUUGCUCGGGGUUGGGUUUCAUUGUUUCAGCCCCUUGGGUCUGCAACCAAUCUCUUGUUGUGUGUCGAAGUUUGGGGAUGGAUGUUGUCUCAGACACAAAUUUAGUUCUGAACACUCUCACAUCCAAAUGCCUUGAAUUGGAAAAUGCUCUCAACUUGCCAUUCUCAUGUGUACAAUACAUAAAGAGAGGAUUUGCUCUGGUUAAUUAAUUAUCAAAUACGUUAUACACAAGGAUCUCAUAUACAAAAUUUGGGAGCCUUUGAUGUUCCCUGCAGGUUUGCACCAAAUUUUAACAUAAGUUUUGGCUCAGCAAUCAUAGAUCUCCUCCAUUUUUUUUUCGGACAAGAAGCUUCCUAUGGUGAGGUGUAUGUUUCUGGUUUUUGUAGUUUUUCCAAUUUUAUCACAUCAUUGCGCCAUCCAUGAGGUAGAAGCUUAGAGUUUCUUCGCGGGUAGAGAAGCUUAGUUGAGAGUGUGUGUACAAGGGGUAUUCAAAGUGGGAGAGGGCUUGAGGCAAAGCCGAACCAUGUAAAUCUUUGUGUUUAUUAUUGCUUUGAUUAUUUUGAAGAUUAUUUCCCAAGUCUGGAAUAACUCAUUCUUACAUUUGGAAAUAUCUUCACCCCUAAAGAAGAGAGAUUUUUUGGAAGACA
Molecule: messenger RNA, 1822 nt
Organism: Macadamia integrifolia
Lineage: Eukaryota; Viridiplantae; Streptophyta; Magnoliopsida; Proteales; Proteaceae
Exons: 4
Coding region: 101-1384 (427 amino acids)
Source: RefSeq, a predicted model, not a curated record